This is a messenger RNA of Acanthopagrus latus (yellowfin seabream), 2918 nucleotides long. Its product is annotated as neoverrucotoxin subunit beta-like. Bases 152 to 2587 code for a protein of 811 amino acids. NCBI's taxonomy places the organism in Eukaryota, Metazoa, Chordata, Actinopteri, Spariformes, Sparidae. Gene Ontology annotation, molecular function: protein binding. The transcript has 4 exons. The record is from RefSeq and is a predicted model, not a curated record.
UUUUUUCUGGUCAGUUCUGAUUGUAGCAGGCAGGAAUCAGAUGGAGUUUAUUUUGUGUUUGUUUGUUUUAAUUUGGCCCUCCACAUGAACAAAACAAACAGAACGAGGGUUACAAGGCUACAAAGUCUGUUGCAGCGUCACUCUUAUAUAAAUGAACAUUUUUUAUUUGAGACCGUUUUAUUGUUUUGACAAUGGUAAAACACUGUCAGAAGUGAGGGAAGGAAGCACACUAAGGAACUUAUCUCUUUACUUCUUUAAAGAACAAUGUUAUCACCUGACUACAGGUCUCAGUCCUGAAGGCAGUGACCUGAAUAAAUCAUACAUCAAGGUGUGCCAUGGGAGGACUCGGUGGAAGAGAGAGAGAGAUCUGACAGUAUAUAAGUUUCCUCCCAGAAUCAGAAUUCACCAGACAAGCAGCUCCAGUUGGAAGUCAAGAAGACUCACACACGACUCAGCUGAUCUGCACAACUUCACCAGAUUGAAGAAAAUGUCCUCAGAAAUCAUGGACGUCGCUGCCCUGGGUCGACCUUUCACCCUAGGAAUGCUCUAUGAUGCUCGCAGAGAUGAACUGAUCCCAGGUUUGACAUUGUGGGAUCCAAAAACUCUAAAAGAGAAGACAGUUAAAACAUCUCAACAAACCAGUAACUUUGAAGUCUCUGCAUCUGACUCCAUUGAAUCCAAGUCCUCUCUGAUGGAUAUUGAAGCUUCUCUGAAGGUCAGUUUCCUGUGUGGACUGAUUGAAGUUGGAGGAUCUGCCAAGUAUCUGAAUGAUAAGAAGAAAUUCAAGAAUCAGAGCAGAGUGACGUGUCGGUACAACGCUACCACACACUUCAAUCAGUUGUCAGUGACUCAAGGUGAAACCAUGAACCCCCAACAGAUAGAGGUCAUCAGGAAGGGCACGGCAACACAUGUAGUCACAGGAAUCCUUUAUGGGGCAAAUGCUUUCUUUGUGUUUGACAGUGAGAAGUUAGAAGCCAGCAGCGUUCAGGACAUCCAGGGCCACAUGGAGGCUGUGAUCAAGAAGAUCCCUACAUUUGAUGUUGAGGGUAAAGUUGACAUCAAGCUGACUGAGGAAGAAAAAGAACUGACCAACAAAUUCUCCUGCAAAUUCUACGGAGACUUAAUUCUUCAAAGCAACCCUGCAACAUUUGUAGAUGCAGUGAAGACCUAUGUAGAGCUUCCAAAGCUGCUGGGAGAAGAUGGAGAGAAGAGUGUUCCAGUGAAGGUCUGGAUGAUGCCUCUGAAGGUCUUUGACACGACUGCAGCUGAGCUGAUGAAAGAGAUCAGCGUUGGACUAGUGUGGAAGUUGCAGAAUGCUCUCGAAGAUUUAAGAGAAAUACAAAUGAGAUGCAACGAUUCUCUGGACGACACAGUGGUACAGAGUUUUCCACAGAUCCAAGCAGAGUUAAACAAGUUCCAAAACUGUUGUGAGCUUUACGUAACUAACCUCCAGGUGAACGUGGCGAAGAAACUUCUCUCAAUCCGUGAAGGAAAAGAAGACGAGAGCUCAGUAAAGAAACUCCUUGAUGACAGAAACGAGUCACCAUUCAGUCAUGAAAAACUAGACAAGUGGCUGGAUCAUAAAGAGAGAGAAAUCAACGUCAUCAGGUCCUGUGUGGAAAUGAUGAAGGGAACAAAGAUCGUCCAUAAUGAGUCAGAGCUGGACAGAGAGGUUCUUGCUGCAGGUGUUGAUGAUGCUCUGUGCUUCGUCUUCACCUCCCUGCAGAGUGCUGACCCAAUCCUGGAUGAGAUGGACAAAUACCUGGAUUCAGUUAGAGGAAGUACCUAUGAAGUCCCAUGGUACUACUCAGAUGAAGUUUUAACCCAAAUGAGAGAAAAAGCCAAAUCUUUCCAAGAUACUGCCAAAUCCUUGAAGAGCGACAGCAGAUUCCGCUUCCUGGUAGCGGCCAUCAGAAAUGAGAAAUACACCGGAGCAACAAUCUACCACUACAAGAACGGCAUUCUGCACACUGAGGAUUUCUCAAAGCCGGACAUCUCUGAUGUGGAGACUGUCACAGACAGAAGAGCUUUACUCUGGUACGCCUGUGAUCUCACUCUGGACCCAGACACAGCAAACAACCAUCUCACUCUGUCUGAGGGAAACAAGAAGGUGACAGAAGGACCACAACAGUCGUAUCGUGACCUCCCACAGAGAUUUGAUGUUUGGACUCAGGUUCUGUGCAGAGAGGGGCUGACUGGGCGCUGCUACUGGGAGGUGGACUGGGGAAACAUUUCUUUAUUUGAUGUUGCUGUAGGUGUUUGCUACAGAGGGAUUCCAAGGAAAGGAAACAGUGACCAGUCCAAGCUAGGACGGAAUAAACUGUCCUGGUGUUUAGGAUACUACCAGAAGUCUGCAGGAGAUUCUGCUCUAUUUGCAGCUCAUGAUAAUCAGACACAGUAUGUCCCUCUUCCUCCUCCCUUCACUCGUCUGGGAGUGUAUCUGGACUGGUCUGCUGGCACUCUGUCUUACUAUAAUGCCUCAUCUGACACUCUAAGUCACAUCUACACCUUCCACACCAAGUUCACUGAGCCUGUUUACCCAGGCUUCAGGCCUUGGAAUAGAUCCAGCAUGUUUCUGUGUCUGUAAACUUGUCAGCACAUGAUUCAGUUCAGAUCACUGAAAUCCCUGAUUUAAAUGUUUUGAUAGUGAAGCGUCAUCAUGUCAGUCACAUAACAAUAUUAAAUAAUAUAACGCUUCUUUAUGUUUGAGUAUCUUUAGUGCACAUGUAAUGAUGUUUGAGUAUCUUUAGUGCACAUGUUAUGAUGUUUGAGUAUCUUUAGUGCACAUGUGGUCAUGUUUGAGUAUCUUUAGUGCACAUAUCAUCAUGUUUGAGGAUCUAGUGUCUUUGGACACAUUAGAAAAGGAAUCUCUUGUCAUUUGAACUCAUUUCUGUACAUUUUCUUUAACUGUGUGUGAU